Hydractinia symbiolongicarpus is the source of this 1072-nucleotide messenger RNA. RefSeq lists its product as uncharacterized. The record is from RefSeq and is a predicted model, not a curated record. The transcript is spliced from 3 exons. NCBI's taxonomy places the organism in Eukaryota, Metazoa, Cnidaria, Hydrozoa, Anthoathecata, Hydractiniidae. The coding region runs from base 452 to 883 and encodes 143 amino acids.
UCUACUUUUCACCUUCAUAGCUUUGCAAUUAGAAGGGAAAAUAUCACUAUUAUCUUUUUGUGAUGCACUUUCUUGUAAAAGUGGAAUUCUUGAUCACCAGUUGGUUAGUCGGUUGCAAUAUUGUGUGUGCGAGUCAAAUGUGAGUCAAAAGAACAUUUAUAGUAAUUAGAGCUUGUGUAAUUUUAAUCAUUUUUCUAGAGAAAAUGUCUUUAUCACUUUUUGAAAACAGAUGCAAUUGACCAAUUUAGACAAUUUUGCUAUGGCUAACUUAACUUGAAGACAGUAAGUCCGAAUUAUUCUGGAUUUAGGAAAUGUGCAGCUUGCCCAAAUGUAGGAGAAAGCUUAUGAAGCAAUUAUUAACUUUACUACCAACUUUAGGAUCUUGUUAGAAUAGUUUAUAUAUAUAUCUAAUUGUGAAUAAAUUUAGAAAAAUGGAAGCUUGUUUUAUUGUAUGGAUGCCAAUUUUGGGUUGGUCUUGAAAAAAUCUUCUUCUAAAUCAAAAAAGAUGCCAAUACAGUCAGAGCAGUUGUUUGUUGCAGAUACUGAAGUUGUUAAUUUUUUGGAGAAAUACGACGAUUCAUCAGGGGAAACAAGGAAAGAUUGCAGUAAUUUUCAAGCUGGCAACAACAUCCGUUCUAAGCGGAAGACAAAUAAGCUCAGUGUUACUGGUGUGUUUGGCAUGUCGUGUCGACAUGAAUAUUCAAAAUUAUUUUUAAAUAUGUGCCAUGGGGAAAGGUUGGGUUAUGCUGUUAUGCUGUUAGAUAAGAUUUUGCAGGAAUCUAAUGGAAAACAAUUAAAUGUGCAUAUAGUAUACGAUAUGGCAUGUGUUUUAAAACGACACUUACAGGUUAGUUACAAAAACUUUCAAAUAUCAAGUGUAUGAGAAAGCGGUUCUUUAACAGCAGAGUGAUAAAGAAAUGUUUUAUAAUACAAUUUUUAUACAGAAAAAACAAACCAUGACGUAGUACAACCAUUUCAAUUUCGGUAUACCUUUGUUUCCUUCAUAUGGUCACAACGUUAAUUGCCAGAUAGGUAAUUAUUAUCACUUGUUUAAGUGCUUAAGAUCAUAAUA